AUAAGGAAACUGACAUUCGAAAGCAGAUUUUCUUGGAACAGGAGCACACAUAUUUUUAUUAUUUUCAUUAAACUGGGAAAUUAUGGCUGGGCUUGUCCACUUGGCUAGAUUUUGCAGUAAACACCAACAUAAUUUCAACAGCCAGAAAGCAUACAGCACUUUGGGACGUUAUCAGUACUGCAAAUUCAAUGCUCCCGGUAGUCGUCAGCGUGUAACAGCACAUCUGUUACUUACCUCCCGCACGACUGUCACCAAUGUGGACGAUGGCUCUUCAACAAAAAACGCCAACAAGAAAAAGAUAACACCCUUUACUCCCACACCAGGCAGUAAACUAUUGGGUGGUGUUUUUGUGAAGAAGGCGCCUAAAGGUCCAGCCCAACAUCCACAAGAUAUUGCCUUACAACAACAACUACAACAACCGUUACGACAAUGUCACAUUCAUCUAGGAGGUGGUGGUGAUGGGGGUAGUGCUCUAGGAAAAUUAGAUGCUCCAGAAGUGACAUCCAAGGAUAUGCUAAGGGCCAUGAUGGCCUACAUAUGGCCCAAGGAUGAUGCGCUUGUGAGGAAAAGAGUUGCAAUUUCUUUGGGCUUAUUGGCCGGUUCUAAAAUUCUAACCGUAUGUGUGCCGUUUUUGUUUAAGGGAGCCGUUGACACCAUGGGAAGCCUAACAAUGGACACUCCAGCCGAUGUUAUAUUAACAUCAGCCACUGCCAUGUUGAUUGGUUAUGGCGUUGCUCGUGCCAGUGCUGCUGGUUUUAAUGAGUUGCGUAAUGCUGUUUUUGCCAGAGUGGCUCACCAUUCUAUACGUAAGAUAGCCACAAAUGUUUUCUUACAUUUGCACAAUUUGGAUUUGGCAUUUCAUCUCAAUAAACAGACUGGUGCAUUAUCAAAGACAAUAGAUCGUGGUUCCAGAGGCAUAAACUUUGUUUUAAGUGCCAUGGUUUUUAACAUAGUUCCCACCAUAUUUGAAUUGGCUUUGGUAUCUAGUAUUUUGGGUAUUAAGUGUGGUUUGGCUUUUGCUGGUGUUUCAAUGGGUUGUGUGGGUGUUUAUGCUGCCUACACCCUAUCGGUAACGCAGUGGCGCACUAAAUUCCGUGUUUACAUGAAUCAAGCCGAAAACGAGGCUGGCAAUAAAGCCGUCGAUUCUCUGAUCAAUUACGAAACGGUCAAAUAUUUCAAUAAUGAAAAAUUCGAAGCAGCCCGCUAUGAUAAAGUCUUAAAGAAAUAUGAAUCGGCCAGUUUGAAAACUAGCUCCAGUUUGGCUGUGCUUAAUUUCGGCCAAAAUGCCAUAUUCAGUACGGCCUUGAGUGUGAUAAUGGUUUUGGCAGCCAAUGAAAUAGCCAAGGGUAAUAUGACUGUGGGUGAUUUGGUCAUGGUCAAUGGUUUGUUGUUUCAGCUAAGUAUACCUUUGGGCUUUUUGGGUAGUGUAUAUCGUGAGGUGCGCCAAGCUCUGCUGGAUAUGCAAGCCAUGUUUACUUUAAUGAAUGUGGACAGUCGGGUGCAUGCGCCCUCCAAUGCCCCACCAUUGAUAUUGGGCACCGACAAUGCUUCAAUUGAAUUCAAAAAUGUCAAUUUUGAAUAUGAACCUGGCAAGCCCAUAUUUAGAGAUUUAUCAUUUGUCAUACCUGCGGGAAAGAAUAUUGCAUUUGUUGGAGGCUCAGGUUCGGGUAAAUCAUCCAUGGUGCGUCUGCUGUUUCGUUUCUUCGAACCCAACUCGGGCAAGAUUUUAAUAGGAGGUCAAGAUAUAAGCACAGUGGAUAUUGAUAGCUUAAGGAAAUGCAUAGCUGUGGUGCCGCAGGAUUCAGUCUUAUUCCAUGAUACCAUACAACAUAAUAUACACUAUGGCAAUUUGAAUAAAAGUCAAGAGGAAGUGGAAAAUGCCGCCCGCAUGGCCGACUUGCAUGAUAACAUCAUGGGCUGGCCCAGAAGGUAUGAGACACAGGUUGGCGAGCGUGGCCUGAAGCUUUCGGGUGGUGAAAAACAACGAGUAGCCAUAGCCAGAGCGAUAUUAAAAAAUUCCCCCAUUUUAAUUUUUGAUGAGGCCACCAGUAGUUUGGAUUCAAUCACUGAACAUAACAUUUUACAAGCUUUAUCUCGUGCCACCGAAGGACGCACUAGUAUUUGUAUAGCCCAUCGUCUAUCCACUGUCAUGGAUGCAGAUGAGAUCUUAGUACUGGAAAAUGGUCGGGUAGGAGAGCGUGGCACUCAUGCAGAGUUGCUUAAGAAAAAUGGUCUAUAUUCGCGUCUUUGGGAGACACAAACACAACAGUUUUGAUCUUAAGCUUAUUGAGGCCUUAAAGUCUUAAUGUUUUGUACAUACCUAUAUAUAUAUAUAAAGCUGCCCUAAAUUUAGCUUUAGAACUAAGUGGACUCUGUCUCCCAACGAUUUUGUUUGGGUAGUGCGUUUUUUUUAGCAAUAAGUGUUUUUGUUUUUUUAACCAACUCUUAUCGUUCACUACCUUUGAUUUUAAAUGUUGAAAUUAAUUGACCCAAAAACCGAGGACUAUAACAAAAAUUAGGCUUAAAGUUAUAAUGAAAUAAUAAAAAAUUCCUAAAAAAUAUUUUAAAUGCAAUACCACCCCCUAUACCUGUUAAGUACUUUUUAUGUAUGUACAAAAAAAAAAAAAACAAAACCGAAAAACUAAAAAAAUAAACCCAUAAUUAAAAAUGA
Messenger RNA from Stomoxys calcitrans (stable fly), 2671 nucleotides. It is a transcript of the gene ABCB7, whose product is annotated as iron-sulfur clusters transporter ABCB7, mitochondrial. Gene Ontology annotation, molecular function: ABC-type transporter activity; ATP hydrolysis activity; ATP binding. Gene Ontology annotation, cellular component: mitochondrial inner membrane. Bases 83 to 2275 code for a protein of 730 amino acids. The record is from RefSeq and is a predicted model, not a curated record. The transcript has 9 exons. Gene Ontology annotation, biological process: intracellular iron ion homeostasis; transmembrane transport. NCBI's taxonomy places the organism in Eukaryota, Metazoa, Arthropoda, Insecta, Diptera, Muscidae.